This is a messenger RNA of Linnemannia hyalina, 486 nucleotides long. The record is from the annotation of a GenBank genome assembly. NCBI's taxonomy places the organism in Eukaryota, Fungi, Mortierellomycota, Mortierellomycetes, Mortierellales, Mortierellaceae.
AUGAAUCCAAACGCCACCAUCAUCAACAACAACAAUGGCACUGAUGCCAACCCGUCCACAGGAGCAGGACAAGCCGGAACUGGGCCUCACACACCGACAGCCACAGCCCGACCGGCGACCGCACCAACACCUGCAACUCCGACAGCAGCUGCAAGUCCGAUCCGACAACUACAACUCGUUCUGAGUCCAGCCUCAGCCUUUGGAGAAUCGAUCCUCAAAUCCGAAUACGAGCGUCUCUCCAAGGUCAUCUCCCACCUCGUCUCUGCUCGCUUUGCUGCCAUCGACACCCUUACCCUACCUACCUUCAAUUCUGCUUCUCAAGUGGCACCAAGGCCGCCGGCAGGACAUUAUGAGGCACUGGUGAUCUGGGCGCAGUACCGAAAUGAUAUUGGAGGGUUUGAGGAUGCUCUUACGAUGAAGAUCCAGAUUCUUGAGGAUCAGCGGAGUAUCCUUGUCAACCGCAUCUUUGUCGCCUACGACGCUUGA